Messenger RNA from Rodentolepis nana, 819 nucleotides. The record is from the annotation of a GenBank genome assembly. NCBI's taxonomy places the organism in Eukaryota, Metazoa, Platyhelminthes, Cestoda, Cyclophyllidea, Hymenolepididae.
AUGAUUAGCUUUAAAAAAGGCUAUAAGAAAAAUCGUCCUCGUCAGGGCGAAUCACAAUGUCUUCAGAUCCUCCAGUGGAAUGCUGGCGGAAUGUCUCCGGACAAAAAGAUCCAAAUACAGAAAAUCCUACAAAUCUAUGAUGUAGACAUUUUCACAAUUAUGGAAGCAAACAUUUCGGAAGACAAACUGAAGUACUACCAAUUCCCAGGUUACACCCUGUACAAUCUACCUAAAUACCGGCAAGUUGCAAGUGGAAUUCUAACUGGAGUAAAAGAAGGCCUCACCUCACACUACGACCUAAUCAAGAGUAUGGGCUCGACACAAGACAAAUGUGAAAUGAUCAGAUUAAAUGUUUGGAAAUGUCAAAACCACUUCAAGAUAUAUGCAGUCUAUAAUCCACCCCAGAAUUGUCCAAACUUUGACUUUCUGAACAUCUCACACAAAACUAUAGUACUAGGAGACUUCAACGCCCAUUCCAACAGAUGGGGCUACAAGGAUACAAACAUAGUUGGAAAGGAAAUUGAAGACAUGCUAAACAGCAACCCUCUGGAACUUAUUUACAGCAACGAGGAUCCGGCUACAUAUUUGCACUACAAUGGAACCAGAACAACUCCUGAUUUACUCUUGGCUUCAAGCGACAUCAGUGAGCAUACACGCCGCAAAAUCAUUGACAAUCCUGGUUCUAGUCACAAACCAGUUAUUGCUGGGUGUGGUCAUCGGUUGACAAUCGGUUGUCACAAUCGUCUCAGUCCAAUAGCCUCUUUCUCUGCACAAGAAAACAUCCGCCAGUUUCAAUGGUUGUUCGUACGAAGGAAAUAA